This is a messenger RNA of Kockovaella imperatae, 2253 nucleotides long. RefSeq names its product P-loop containing nucleoside triphosphate hydrolase protein. The transcript is spliced from 16 exons. Gene Ontology annotation, biological process: mitotic spindle organization; microtubule-based movement. The record is from RefSeq and is a predicted model, not a curated record. Gene Ontology annotation, molecular function: ATP binding; microtubule binding; microtubule motor activity. Bases 221 to 1915 code for a protein of 564 amino acids. Lineage: Eukaryota; Fungi; Basidiomycota; Tremellomycetes; Tremellales; Cuniculitremaceae.
UUGCUUCCGUGUUUUCUGUUGAGGACCGAUCAGGAGAAGGGUUGAAAUACACUGUGCCAUGGGCUCAUCAACAAUGUUUGAUCUUAGACCUCGACAUCGACCUCGCUGCUGGGUCUGACUUGGUCGAUAGGAGCGCGACCAAGCAACUUGGGAGGCGAUCAUAGGACCAGAUCGCUGUUGUCCUACUUCGACCCCGACUCGGACGGCAUAUUGUACAAACAUGAGGAAAUCAAACAUUCAAGUUCAUGUUCGGAUACGACCACAUAAACCUAGUGAUGGACCAUGGCGGGAGGACUCAUUAUCGCUGCCAUCGAAUCGCACGAUAGUAGCGAUCAGUGAGAAAGGCAGAGCAUUCACCUAUCCCUUGUCUCACUGUCAUGAUACGGACAGCACUCAGAGCAGUGUUUUUGAGCACGUAGAGCCUUUACUUGACAAAGUUCUGGAGGGAACAAACGCGACUGCUUUCUGCUACGGAGUCACGGGCUCUGGAAAGACUCAUACAAUGCAGGGGACCGACUCCGAUCCAGGCAUUAUCCCCCGUGCUGUGCAGGCUUUGUUCGACCGAGUCGAGGAGUUGGACGACCGGACCACAGUCAUCUCAUUCUCAUUCGUCGAAAUCCUCAAGGACGAGGUUUACGAUCUUCAAGAUGCUAGCAAUGGCUCAGGCAAUAGUGGCAACCGUCGUUGGAGCAAUUCAGGGCCAAAAGCUGAACAGAGACGCAAACUUGACCUGCGGACCGAUGGCAAAGGCAACAAUACCGUCGCCAAUAUGCAAACCACGGUGGUCUCCAGUCCCGAAGAGUUCAGAGACUUGUACAAUAUUGCCGCAGCGACACGAAAGGUCGCAUCUACCAAUCUCAAUCACGGCUCAUCUCGAUCACAUGCCAUCUUGACUCUUUACGUACACAUGGAGUGGGAAGAUGGAUCGACCCAGCAGAGCAAAAUCUGCUUGACUGAUCUUGCGGGAUCAGAGAACAACAACCUGACUGGCAACGAUGCAGAACGUAUGCGAGAGAGCUCUGCGAUCAACAAAUCGCUAUCUACCCUGAAAACGGUAGUGGAUGCAAUCAACACAAAUGCCUCAAGGAUACCAUAUAGAGACUGCAAGCUUACGAGGAUUCUGCAAGACGCCCUUGGUGGUACUGCCGCCGGGUUGCUGAUAUGCUGCUUGGCACCGGGAAACAAAUUCACCAAGGACACCAUCAAUACGUUGACGUUUGCGUCAAAGGCGAGCCAAGUCGAAAACGCGGUGUCCACCAACGAGCGCACGGCUCGUCGCGUCUCUGUCGCCCCUCCCGCUGCCCGGCCUUCCACAGCUCUUCCUGGUGCGAGAGCAUCCCUCGCCUCUAUGCAAAGAUCAGCAACCUCACUGGGACUGUCUCCCCAACGAUCAGCCCUUGCGCCGCUCCGGUCGACGACAUUUGGGUCUCUCGGCUCCUCUUCGGGUUCGGUAAACAGGUCUGGGGUGCUGCGACCGUCCAUCUCCGCCAACGUCUCGCGCACGAUGACCACCGGUCUUCCAAGAAGAACCACCAUGAGCGCAUCUACUCGUCCAGUCGGUCAUAGCAAGGAGAACCCCGAUUACGACAUGUCACAUGUUGCCAAGGGUAAAUCUACUCAUCCAAUCGACGACGCGUUCACGAAGGCUGGUGGGAUGACUCUUGAUGAGGCGAGGGCAUUCUACGAUCGCUGUCGAGCGGCAGAAACUGCCACGGAUGGGCUGUUGGACCCUGCGGACACGACGAAGGGUACACUGAUCGAGUACAUGACUGAGGAAGAACGCGGUAGCAGAUUACGUUCCUGGGUUCGGAAAGGCCGCUCAUAUACCGAUGGGGGAGAUCUUGACCAAGCAUACAAAUCGUUCAAGAACGCUUGGAUGUACCAACCGGACAAUGACAAGCUUCGCUUACAGUGAGGCACGAUGGCAAAGGGCGUGAGGUUUACCUACUCCUACAGCGUCCUUGCACUGGAAGAGACGGUCGAGAAGAAAAAUGCUGCCCGUCAACGACUGGCCCGCUUGGCUUCGAGCACAGGUAUGAUCAACACCAUUCCUAUUGGCUUGAAAAGGACACGACAGACCAUGGAAGUGCUGGAUGAGGGAAUGGAGGACUCCCCGGACACGGCAUGGGCUAGCAAUACUCCCACGGCGGUCGACAUGAAUUGGCGCCAGCCUUCUCCCAAGCGGAGAAUGAUGACUUCGGCUUUGAGGAUCUGAGGGAUCAUCUCGAUCUCGACUAUUUCCAUCUCCGAGCA